This is a messenger RNA of Macadamia integrifolia, 5238 nucleotides long. RefSeq names its product ribokinase-like. The coding region runs from base 4228 to 5067 and encodes 279 amino acids. The transcript is spliced from 8 exons. Lineage: Eukaryota; Viridiplantae; Streptophyta; Magnoliopsida; Proteales; Proteaceae. The record is from RefSeq and is a predicted model, not a curated record. Gene Ontology annotation, molecular function: kinase activity.
UUGUCGUUUAGAACUAACAUAAUAUUCACACUGUCAGUGCCAAGGGAGAGGGCGUAAUUCAUUUAAACCCUUCGGUAUAGGUGUAAUUUUGAUAAAUUACAACUUAGAAGGGAUGGGGGCAUAAUUUUCCCAAAGAAAUAUUUUCUAGGAUGCCAUUUUCCCACCCCCUUCCCCAAGAAAUCAUAGAACUUUUUUUUUGGUGUGUGCAUGCGGUUGCAAAACCAACAUUGAGGCUGGACAAGACCCCAUACAAAAGGGUCGGCAGGGGCCCCAUUAGGCCACACUUAUUAGUAAAUUAUAAUUAAACUAUUACUAUUAUAUCCAAAAGGUUGGGGUUCUUUACCCAAAAAACCAAGAACUAUGGGUAGAGGGGUCAAACUAUUGAUCUUUUCUGAACUUCUAUUAGAUACUUAGAUCCAUCUAAUCUAGUUGCCAACUAGAAUGCUCAUUCCCAAUUAGAAUUAAAUUCAUUUGGGUUUCUCCUUUCCUUUAAAAAAUUCAAAAUUUUAUUUUCAUUUGAAAUGUUAUUAUUUAAAUUAAAUAAAAUUUUUAAGGAAAAAUAUUAUGGCAACCAUCUUUAUCUCAAGAUAAGUGUUAAGAAGGGUUAGCAUUCUUCUACCAAAGAAAAACAAGGGUUAGCAUUCUCCUUGUUGUGGUGAAGAAAAAAUGUCUCAUGUGAAUACGGUUUAAAAAAAAAAAGAAAAAAACCACCUAUACACAAACAUGAGAUAUUAUGUUGGUACUUUAUGUCUCCUUUAUAAAUAUUAAGGGAGAGGGAUACAUUGUUCUCUUAUAUUUUUUUCGUAAUUGAAGAUCUAUCUUUUCUCAAAUAAAUAUUAAAGCUUCAUAUUGCGAACCCAUAUGUUGCUAUUUUUACUUGUUUUGACUCACAAAAAAAACCAACAUAUUGUUCUGAGAUCUCCCUUCAUUUUUGUAUCUAAGCCGCUCCCCUUGACGUUUAGUUUUUUUUUUUAUGUAUUUGAUAUUUACAUUUUUUUUUUCUUUUCUCUCGAGAUUUUAUAUUUUUCUAUUUUUUAUAUUAUUCAUAAGAAAAAAAAUUCCAUAAUUGAUUUAAACUUUGGUGAUGGAUUCAAUAUGGCCAAAGGAGAAAAGGACGUAUGUCACAUGAUUUAUUGAUAUUCACCUAAAUUCUUCGUUGGCAUGAACGGAGACUCAUGAGUGGUCAUAAAUGAGUGUCCCACAAUGGAUGCUCACAAAAUUUUGUUACUCCAUUAUGGUACAGCCACAAUUACUUAGACCUCCCUGUUAUAGUCUUAUUUACACGUAUUUUUCUUGUGUUUUAAAAAUUACUCUUGUUUUCUCUAAUUCUAAAAAUUUGUCAAAACCGUCUUACUGACGUAGAAAACGUCUUAGAGACAAGGCAAGUGAAAAGACAAUGUUAUCUUGCACAUCAGGGCAUAGAAGAUGUUGGCAUGCUCCCUCUCAUUUGUCCAACGCAAUGAUGUUUCCUCAGCCAACAGGAUAGAGUUCUUUCGCCCAAACUUUUACCGGACCAAAUUACCUGAGAUGUAGGGUGAAUUUGUUUUUACCCUUCUAUACAAACCCCCUAAUUUCACUAGCAUCCCCCCUACUUGACCUUCUUCUUGGUUUUUGGUUGUAGGAUGGGACUGACAUUAAUUCGAUCUAGAAUUCCUCAAAUAUUACUAUCUCUAGGGGUGUCAAUUCCAGGCUUGAUCCGACAGGCCUAACUAGGUCCGACACGUUUAUGACCUGGACCAACUUGAUUAAUAAACAUGACAGGCUCAAGCCCGACAUGUUUUGAUCCUGACACAUUUAUAAAUAGGCAGUUCACAGUGCACGGUGUAAGCUGAUGGGGUGUUUGAUUGGCUCGACCAUUUAUAUGGUAUAUUUUAAUUUUUUUUAGGUAGAAUAAGAUAUGUAUUGAUAUUUUUAUCAAUUAUUGAGUGUAAUUAAAUGUAAAGUCUUUUCUAAAUUAUUGAUUAUUUAAUAAAUAUAUUAAAUUUUCUAAAAUCUAAGAUAGUUAAAGCCUGAUUAAGGCUUUAAUGUUGAAUUUCCCAUUUAAGGCCUUACUAAGGCCCACCACAGUCCAAUUAGCCCAGUUAAAGCUUCGAACCCGAUCAAGCCCGACCUAGCUUGACCAAUUCCAUAAAUAGGUAGUUCAUGGUGCAAGCCAAGAGGCCCGACGACGCCCGAUCCAGCCUAACCAGUUAACACCCCUAACUGUUGCUAUGUUGAAUGGUCAAAGGCCCAAAAGGUUAGCAGUAGAUCACUGUUGAUAUAAUCGGUCAAGAUCACUUGGAUCAGAUUAGUAUCAACUAAAACCAAUCCUUGAUAGUCAUCGGUAUCGAUCCACUAGUAAGGUGUAAGAGUAAAAUGGUCGAAAACAUCAAUUUAAAAAAAAAAAAAAAAUAGGGAUAAGUCGGUCCAAUCUAAUCCAAUCCUGACUGAUACCAAUUUGAUCCAUAUUGAUUAAACCAUUACGAUUUGAGCGGUAUGGCCUGAGAGUACAGAAACGAGGUUGGAGAACUAUCUUGAUUUGAUCUAGUGAUGACGAUGUAGGUGGAUUUGAGUUGCAGCUAGGAACGCUGAGUGAAUGCACUGCAACGAUCUGUAACGAAUAUAUAUAUAUAUAUAUAUAUAUGUCAACUGGUUGGGCUUGGUCGGCCUAGAGAGGCCUCACCUUAGUUUUGCUUUGUCGUUUGUUUAUGUAAUUUGGUGGGCUCAAUCAAGUUUUGGGCUUUAAUUGAGCUUCUACUCAUUGGAUCUUAAACGGACUAAUGCACCAAUUAUUUUCUAUUUUUCAUCUUAAUCCUUAGAAUCUUUUUUGGUACUUUAGAAAAUUUAAUAUAUUUAUCAUAGUUUAUUAAAUCAUCAAUGAUUUUAAAAAAAUUAGACUAAAUUACAUGCACUAAUUGAUAAAAAUAUCAAUAUAUAGCUUAUAAAUGGUCGGGUUAGUAGGUCGGGUUGAGUCAGGCAUGUAAAUCAUUGGGGGAAGAUCAAGCUUAUCCCGUGGAUCUAGAACGAUCGAUUAUAAACAGGACAAGUUUGAACCAGACAUGUUUAUUAAUUGGGCCGGUCUCGAUUAGGCCUAUCUGAAUUGACACCCCUAUAUAGAACAAUGACCUAGGGUAGCGAAUGGAGCAGAGUUGACCCAAGAAAAAAAUUCAAGAGUUGUAUGUCGCUAUGGGGGGAAGGGAGAGAAGUGUUCUAACACAUUAGGAUUCAAAAAAGGGUUGAGUUUUAGUGGAGGGUCAAAAUUUUAAUUUCAUUUUAUAUUAACAUCAUCAAUAGAAAUGGAAUGGUUGUAACAAGUUUUUCGAUCUAGGGAAGAGUAAUUUUUGAAAACACAGGGGAGAUGUAUUUAAUUAAGGCUUAACACAAGCAACAAAAAAAAAAAAAAAAACCAAAACGGUGAAAUGGAUAUGGCAUAUGAGUUUAAAAACUUCAAACGGUACAAUAAAAAAAAAGGUAACUUACAGUGCCACCUCCUAGAGGAUACUAAUAUUAUAGGAACAUCUUUUCUCUUUCACAAAAUUAGAUUUAAACCCCCUAUCGUCAGCCACUGUUAAGGAAUAUACCUUAUAUGUUGCUGCUAUAUUUUAUUUUAAAUACCAAAAUGCCCUUACUAAAUGUAACAACGAUUGACGACAAGGGUUUUGAGUAUAAUUUGAUAUUAUAUAGAAGGUGUCUCUCUAAUAAUGGCAUUCUCUAUAGGGUGAUGUUAUAAAUUAUUCAAAUUUUAAUGUAAAUAUUUUUACAGAGAGGGUCGCAGGGAAAGGGGAGAUUUGGUUGCUGACAAAAGGAUGGAAGAAGAUGGGGUGAAAUGAGGUGGGGCUUCGAGGCAGGGUGAGGGUGGAUCUUGAGGUUCACCAGCGUCGGCUCUCCAUGGUUGCAGGAAGGAAGAAGAGAGAGAGAGAGAAGAGAGAGAGAGAGAGAGAGAGAGAGAGAGCCAGCCGCCACCCUAACCACUCCAAUUUUCUAACUCACAACUCGUACUCCAACGCUGAGAAGCCCAAAAGAAGAAGAUAAUAUAUUGAUGUGACCUGAAGAUGAUAAUAUAUUGUAAACUGAAGAUGAUAAUAUACUGUAAUGUGAUGCCCGACGCUACCGUUGACUGCCUAAGAUUCCUAGUGACACCACGCGUUUCACUGCUUGACUCCUCCUCCGACUCCUUCUUGCUGUCAUUUGACGAUACGAGGAGUUGCAGUACUUCAGGGAGUUGAACUGAGGAAGAAGUGGUGGAACAUGUCGUCGUCAUCUCCCUCGUACCAGCCAUCACCAGAAGCAGCUUCAGCUUCGCUUCCUCCACUCCCUGAGAAGCGCAUCGUUUUGGGUUGCGGCGGUGUCUGCAUGGAUUUCUUGGCAGUGGUGGCUGCUUUUCCUAAACCAGGUGACAAGAUUCGCUCCACCACCUCCAAGGUUCAAGGGGGUGGCAAUGCUGCGAAUACAUUGACUUGUGCUGCUCGUUUGGGUCUCAAUCCAAGGUUCAUUUCUAAGGUUGCUGAUGAUGCUCGAGGGAGAGCUAUACUGGAGGAGUUAAAAGCUGAUGGCGUAGAUACUUCUUAUAUUGUGGCAUGGACGAAGGCCCCAUCAAUGCCAAGUGCACUGGUAUCAAUCCUUUUGAGAUUACCAAAUGUCAAAUUUGUGAUCGUUACCCUUGGAGUUGAUGGCUGCAUAAUGCUUGAUAGAUGUGUAGAAGCAGAAGUUCCUGAGCUGGAAGAGAUUGAGGUGGAAAGGGUGGUUGAAUUAUUGAAACAGAAAAUUGAUUACGAAAAUACUAUCCCAACAUGCAUUUCAUCCAAAUCAGUAAUAAGGUUGAGAGCAGAUGGGAUUGGGAAGAUGAAUGGGAGGUUACUUGUAGGAACAACUGAGAAGAUACCAGCUUCAGAGCUAAUUGACACCACUGGUGCUGGAGAUGCAUUCAUUGGAGCAAUUCUUUAUGGCAACAGCUCGAUGCAGAGCUUUAGGGGCUUGAAGUGGUCUUCCAUGGCGAACAGAUCCACGCCUGGCUCCAUUUUUAUGCUAGAGCACCAACAUAUCAACCGUUUGUGUUGGAAAACAAUUACAUGGGUAGUUGUUAGAUGAGCUAAGCUGCCUAAGCACCCCACCCCCUCCCCACCCCACCAAAAAAAAAAAAAAAAAAAAAAAGAUGGCUCGGAUGUUUGUAUUUGCUCAAUGACUUUGAUAUCACUUGUUGGGACUCAGAUGUAACUCAUCCUUGAAAGUUAACCGUUAAAGAAAAGAUGCUUUAAGUCC